Molecule: messenger RNA, 3310 nt
Organism: Ochotona curzoniae (black-lipped pika)
Lineage: Eukaryota; Metazoa; Chordata; Mammalia; Lagomorpha; Ochotonidae
Gene: USP4
Product: ubiquitin specific peptidase 4
Exons: 22
Coding region: 30-2921 (963 amino acids)
Biological process (GO): protein deubiquitination
Molecular function (GO): cysteine-type deubiquitinase activity
Source: RefSeq, a predicted model, not a curated record
GGGCCGGCUGGGCCCGGGCCGCGGACGAGAUGGCGGAAGGCGGAGGCUGCCGUGAGCGACCGGAUGCCGAGACCCAGAAGUCCGAGCUCGGAGCCUUAAUGAGGACCACGCUCCAAAGGGGGGCGCAGUGGUAUCUUAUCGACAGUCGGUGGUUCAAGCAAUGGAAGAAGUACGUGGGCUUCGAUAGCUGGGAUGUGUAUAAUGUGGGCGAGCAUAACCUGUUUCCAGGCCCGAUAGACAACUCUGGACUCUUCUCAGAUCCUGAGAGCCAGACCUUGAAGGAACACUUAAUUGAUGAGUUAGACUAUGUGUUGGUUCCAACUGAGGCCUGGAAUAAAUUACUGAACUGGUAUGGCUGUGUUGAAGGUCAGCAGCCCAUUGUCAGAAAAGUUGUGGAGCAUGGCCUGUUUGUCAAGCACUGCAAAGUGGAGGUGUACUUGCUGGAACUGAAGUUGUGUGAAAACAGUGACCCCACCAAUGUGCUCAGCUGCCAUUUCAGCAAGGCAGACACCAUUGCAACCAUUGAGAAGGAGAUGCGAAAGCUGUUCAACAUCCCUGCGGAGCGUGAAACUCGACUCUGGAACAAGUACAUGAGCAACACGUAUGAGCAGUUGAGCAAGCUGGACAAUACGGUCCAGGAUGCCGGCCUCUACCAGGGUCAGGUGCUAGUCAUUGAACCCCAGAAUGAAGAUGGCACGUGGCCCAGGCAGACCCUGCAAUCCAAAUCAAGCACUGCACCUAGCAGAAAUUUUACUACCUCUCCAAAAUCAUCAGCAAGUCCCUAUUCCUCAAUGUCUGCCUCUCCCAUUGCAAAUGGUGAUAGCACUAACACCUCUGGGAUGCACGGUUCCGGUGUCAGCAGGGGUGGCUCUGGCUUUUCAGCUUCCUACAACUGCCAGGAGCCUCCAUCAUCUCACAUCCAGCCUGGCCUCUGUGGACUUGGGAACCUGGGGAACACCUGCUUUAUGAACUCCGCUCUGCAGUGCCUAAGCAACACUGCCCCGCUGACUGACUACUUUCUCAAAGAUGAAUACGAGGCUGAAAUCAACAGAGACAACCCUCUUGGGAUGAAAGGGGAGAUUGCAGAGGCCUAUGCAGAGCUCAUUAAGCAGAUGUGGUCGGGGAGGGACACUCAUGUGGCACCUCGCAUGUUCAAAACCCAAGUGGGACGCUUUGCUCCUCAGUUUUCUGGUUACCAGCAACAAGACUCUCAGGAGCUGUUAGCCUUUCUCCUGGAUGGCUUACACGAAGAUCUCAACCGAGUGAAGAAGAAGCCCUACUUGGAGCUCAGGGAUGCCAAUGGGCGACCCGAUGCGGUAGUGGCAAAGGAAGCCUGGGAGAAUCACAGGUUGCGGAAUGAUUCCGUGAUUGUGGACACUUUCCAUGGGCUCUUCAAAUCUACCUUGGUUUGCCCAGAAUGUGCUAAGGUUUCUGUGACUUUUGAUCCAUUUUGUUAUCUCACUCUCCCACUGCCCUUGAAGAAAGACCGAGUCAUGGAGGUCUUCCUGGUGCCUGCUGACCCUCGCUGCAGGCCUACCCAGUACCGGGUGACUGUCCCACUGAUGGGGGCCGUAUCAGACCUGUGCGACGCACUCUCCAGGCUGUCUGGCAUUGCUGCAGAAAACAUGGUGGUCACAGAUGUGUAUAAUCACCGGUUCCACAAAAUUUUCCAAAUGGAUGAAGGUUUAAAUCAUAUCAUGCCUCGAGAUGACAUUUUUGUGUAUGAGGUCUGUGGCACCUCUGUGGAUGGUGUGGAGCGGGUCACGCUUCCUAUCUACUUCAGGGAAAGGAAGUCCAGGCCGUCAAGCACAUCCUCCGGGGUGGUGCUGUAUGGGCAGCCACUGCUGGUUUCUGUCCCUAAGCACAAGCUCACCCUCGACUCUCUGUACCAGGCCGUUUGUGAUCGGAUCAGCCGCUAUGUAAAACACCCUUUGCCUGAUGAAUCUGGCAGCUCACUCUUGGAGCCAGGGGCCUGCAAUGGCUCCAGGGACAACUGUGAAGGAGAAGAGGAGGAAAUGGAACAUCAAGAAGAAGGCAAAGAACAGCUCUCUGAGGCAGAAGGCAGUGGGGAGGACGAGCUGGGCAGCGAGCCCUGUGAGAGCAGGCCACAGAAGGCCCCCGGCCAGGCCUGCCCCAAGAGGCUCUUCACCUUCAGUCUGGUGAACUCCUACGGAACAGCGGACAUCAAUUCCCUUGCGACUGACGGGAAGCUGCUUAAACUCAACUCUCGAUCUACUCUGGCCAUCGAUUGGGACAGUGAGACGCGAAACCUUUACUAUGAUGAGCAGGAGUCUGAGGCCUUUGAGAAGCACGUGAGCAUGCUGCAGCCACAGAAAAAGAAGAAGACCUCCGUGGCCCUGAGAGACUGCAUUGAGCUCUUCACCACCAUGGAGACCCUCGGGGAGCACGACCCCUGGUACUGCCCCAAUUGCAAGAAGCACCAGCAGGCCACCAAGAAAUUUGACCUCUGGUCCUUGCCCAAGAUUCUGGUGGUCCACCUCAAGCGCUUCUCCUACAGCCGAUACUGGAGGGAUAAGCUGGACACAGCCGUGGAGUUCCCAGUCAGGGCGCUGAACAUGUCAGAGUUUGUCUGCGACCUGUCAGCAAGGCCUUACGUGUAUGAUCUCAUCGCCGUGUCCAAUCACUAUGGCGCCAUGGGCGUUGGCCACUACACUGCGUAUGCGAAGAACAAGCUGAAUGGCAAGUGGUACUACUUCGAUGAUAGCAACGUGUCACCAGCCUCUGAGGAGCAGAUUGUGACAAAGGCUGCCUACGUGUUGUUCUACCAGCGCCGAGAUGAUGAAGUCUGUAAUACUCCUUCGCAAGCCGCUUUUCCUGGCUGCUCCGAGGGGGACGCGCGACCCAGUGGCUCACAGCAGGUCUCGGGAGAGGAGGAGACCUGCAGCAUGGAUACCAACUGAGGCCCGCUUGGCUGCUGGCCACCCAUCUCACGGGGUGGCCUCCCCAGGGACAUCUGGGAUCCUCUGGAGACUACCAGUGUUCAGCCAAAAACAAGAUGAGGAAAAACCCUUUUAUGAGCAGCAGAAAAAAAAAAAAGACCCUGUUUGCUCCAAAGGGCUAUGGCAAGAGGCUGGAUUAUUUUCUUUAUGAGCAGGUGGUGAGAGACCUUGGGUCUGAAACCUCGGAACUGCACAGAGUGGCGGGCAGGGGGCAAGAGCAGGGGGGAAUCCCCAGAGGCCUGCUGGGUGCCUGGGGAGCAGAGGAGCCCCCUUGGGCCACCUGGACCCAUCACCACCUGUGGUCUCCCCCCAGGACCCCAACUUCAAGUAAACGUCUCUCUUGCCGUGUG